This is a messenger RNA of Monopterus albus (swamp eel), 757 nucleotides long. RefSeq names its product churchill domain containing 1 (gene churc1). Gene Ontology annotation, biological process: positive regulation of DNA-templated transcription; multicellular organism development; fibroblast growth factor receptor signaling pathway. The transcript has 4 exons. The record is from RefSeq and is a predicted model, not a curated record. Gene Ontology annotation, molecular function: zinc ion binding. Bases 158 to 496 code for a protein of 112 amino acids. Lineage: Eukaryota; Metazoa; Chordata; Actinopteri; Synbranchiformes; Synbranchidae.
UGAUGGCAGUUUACGCAUUUUGCAACGAUGUUCGAUAAUGAGGGUGUUUUACAGUUCUGAUAAGCAUCGGUGACUGCCGUUCCGUGCGGAAGCCGGGUUUUUGUUAGGGGAAAAAAAGUUGUGUACAGUGUGCUAUCAUUUUCUGACUCAAGUUCAAAUGUGCAACGGCUGUGUGCAAAAAGAAUACCCGGAUCGGGGGAACACUUGUCUGGAGAAUGGCUCUUACCUCAUGAACUACCUGGGCUGUGCCAACUGCCAUCAGAGGGACUUCGUGCUGAUCAGCAAUAAAGCCGCAGAGGAUGAUGAUGGAGAGGAGAUUGUAACAUAUGACCAUGUUUGCAAAAAUUGCAACCACGUCAUUGCUAGGCAUGAAUAUACUUUCUCCGUUGUUGAUGAAUAUCAGGAGUACACCAUGCUCUGCAUGCUGUGUGGAAAGGCAGAGGACUCCAUCAGUGUGUUACCAGAUGACCCCAGACAGUCUGCUCCGCUCUUCUAGACCUCAAAACAAAUCAAACCCACAGGUCAUCUCUCAUUUUUAGAUCAAGUACUGCUGAAGGUCGCUCGCUUUGGGGCUCCAACAAUUUGUAUUAUGCAUUCAAAAUUUUAUGCAUACUCUCAGUUAAGUUGUUGGCUCUUUAUGAAUUACUGUAUGCUAAUGGCAGUGGCACAGGAAGUAAAACUUUACCUUUCAUGACAAAUGCAUACAACUUUCUGUAUGUCAAAUAUGUAUUGUAAAUUAAACAAUUUGUAAUUAAGA